AUGUUUAGAACCAGUUUAAAUCUUUUAAAAGGUUCCAGGGCCUACCAUUCGGUCCAGCAUCCCUCCAGGAUCAUAAGCACUAAAGGUAUUGACGCGGUAGUGCUUAAGCAAGCCAUUACACACAUCCCCAAAUAUGGGUUUGAUUCUCUAUGUAUCACCCAGGCUAUAAGAGAGCUAGAGUAUCCCGACUCGCUCGUUCUGGCGCUUACCAGCUCUGCCAGCGGCGACUCGCUCGAGUUCCAGCUUGUCAAAUACUGGUUCCAAUCGCAACGACAAAAACUUAACGACUCCGUUGUGGAACCAUCCAACGAAUUUCAUCAAAUUAGCAACGAGUACGAAAGAACCAUGUUUUUGCUCAAACAGCGACUUCUGUACAACGAGCCCGUAGCACACCAUUUAGGCGGAGCUUUGGCUCAACUAGUAACCCCAUAUAAUGUCCAAACAUCUAUGGGAGAGCUUCAUGCUUUGGCUGAUGAUAUUGCAUUUUUUGCUGGAGACGAAUCGAAUGAUUUUGCAUGGUACACCAAAAGAUUUGGUAUUUCUACCAUCUACGUGGGUGCUGAGUUGUUUAUGAUGCAAGAUUCUUCUUCAAAUUUCAAAGCAACUUAUAACUUUGUAGAUGGUAAGGUGGAUGAGCUUCGCAACUUGGGUGCGGGAUACAACAAUGUUGAACAGUGGACAUUGUUCAAUGCUGUCAGCUUGGUCAAUUUGAUCAAGAGUCAGUUGACGAGGGGAUAA
This is a messenger RNA of Meyerozyma guilliermondii ATCC 6260, 738 nucleotides long. RefSeq names its product ubiquinone biosynthesis protein. Bases 1 to 738 code for a protein of 245 amino acids. Gene Ontology annotation, cellular component: mitochondrial inner membrane. Gene Ontology annotation, biological process: ubiquinone biosynthetic process. The record is from RefSeq and is a predicted model, not a curated record. Gene Ontology annotation, molecular function: lipid binding. The transcript has a single exon. Lineage: Eukaryota; Fungi; Ascomycota; Pichiomycetes; Serinales; Debaryomycetaceae.